AUGAGUGCUAUGGUGAGCUUUUGGUGGGAUGAGUGUGCCGAGAAGAGGAAGAUUCAUUGGGUAUCAUGGGAGAAACUUUGUAUUUCUAAGGAGAAUGGUGGCUUGGGUUUUAGAGAUAUUGAAGAUUUCAACCAAGCACUCCUAGCAAAACAGGCUUGGAGGUUGUUAAAUGAACCUAACAGCUUGCUAGCGAGGAUUUAUAAAGGAAAGUACUAUGCUAAGAAGGGUUUUAUGGAGUGUGGGAAAAGGUAUAGACCUUCGUACGCAUGGAGAAGCAUCCUUUUUGGCCGGGAGCUAUUGAGUAAGGGGUUGGUUGGAUCCAUUGGUGAUGGCCAGUCAACUUUGGUGUGGAGUCAGAAAUGGAUCAUGGAUGAAGUCAUGCGCAGACCUAUUAACAAAGAAAUGAUGAUUGAUGUUAAUCUGAAAGUCUCCGCUCUUAAGCUGAAUGAGAAUCAAUGA
Messenger RNA from Brassica oleracea var. oleracea, 459 nucleotides. RefSeq lists its product as uncharacterized. NCBI's taxonomy places the organism in Eukaryota, Viridiplantae, Streptophyta, Magnoliopsida, Brassicales, Brassicaceae. The transcript has a single exon. Bases 1 to 459 code for a protein of 152 amino acids. The record is from RefSeq and is a predicted model, not a curated record.